Molecule: messenger RNA, 824 nt
Organism: Schistosoma curassoni
Lineage: Eukaryota; Metazoa; Platyhelminthes; Trematoda; Strigeidida; Schistosomatidae
Source: the annotation of a GenBank genome assembly
GUUCAUAUUCAUACAUCUUUUUAAAAAAAUAAUUAAGGUAACAUGAAAUCACAAUAAAAAGAAUAUAUUGUAAGCUAAUUAUCAAUCUAUGAAGAAUACAAUGUAUAAAUAAAUUUUUCUUUUAUUCAAACAUUACACAAUAGUUGAAUUGAUUUCAAAUUUACCACCAUCACAACCACCACGACCACCUACAACAACAAGAACAACAACAAAGUAAAAGAAUAAUGAAUACACCAUCAGGGAUAAACUAUUUAAAAAAUGGCAAUAAUUUUUUAAACUCUAUUUAUGGUUCAACAAAUAAUUCCUUCAUUCAUUCAGAUCAAACAAUAAUUGAUUCAUAUAUGAAACCAAAUAGUCUAUCAAAAUCUGUUCAUCAUUUUUAUGAUUUUCAUGAAUUUAAUAAUUCUAAAGGAUAUUUUAAUGUUUCUAAUAAUUAUCUAUUAAAUAAUAAUAAUAAUAAUAAUAAUAAUCCAAUUGAACAUAGAAAUUCCUUAACAUCCAUGGUUAAAAAUGUAAUAAUGAAUGUACCAAAUGAUAAUUUAUGCCUUUUAACAACCAAUGAGGAUAAUCAAUUAAAAAAUAAUAUUAAUAAAUGGGAAAUUGAUUGUAAUUAUAAUUUAAAGGAUUAUCAUAAUAAAACUGAUUCAAUAUACAAUUAUAAAACAACAAUAACCAAUGAUCAUAGUAAGUUAUUAUUGAUUAAUCUUAUGUGGGAUACAAUUGAAAAUCAAAGAAGAAGAAGAAUAAACCGAUUAAAUCUUAGUAUAGAAAUUCUAAACAGAUUGUAUUCAUUAUCAUAUCAGGAAUUGAUUUCAGAACUUUAA